UAGACAUAGCCAUAUGCUUGAACAGACAUGCUUCUCUCUUGCCCACAAGUUGAAGCAGCUAAGUUCCAGCAGUUACCAGAUAAUCUUUGCUCAGAAACAGCAAGGACAGACCCUUAUACUACUGAUAAAAAUAUUGAGCAAGAUGAUCUUUCAUUUAAAGAAGUAACCUGGAGACAGUCAAAGGAAGCUACCAUCAGUUUAGAAAAGACUGGUCAAAACAAUCUGAUUCAAAACUGAAAGAAUCAAGUCCUUCUGCUGCAGUUGACAGGGACCCAUUAGAAUGGCAGGCGUGGCAGGCUUAGGAGCAAAGCCUUCCUAAGGACUAAAAAUGUGUCAAACCCCCAGCAGCUGAGGAAGAAAAAUCAUCUGAAAUGAUACUCAAGGUUUCAUUAAGAAACAAGAAGUUUGUGGCAACGGAGUAACACACAUAAGCUCUAACAGAAGGAGGGAGAAACAACCCACCCCAGAUAUCUAUCUAAGAGGCUAAAAGGGCAGCCAAAUUCUGAAGUGUGGUUAGGAAGUUGCAACAGGAAAUGCAGAAGUGUUCAAACAAUAGCAGUUAAGAACAUGAUGAAAAUCAAGUUCACUUUAUACUGCAAGAGAAGUCUGAGAAAGCAGAAGUAAUUACAAGGUCCAAAACCAGGCCAGGAAUAUGCCACACACUUGUUUCUGGUACAGAAUACACCUCCAUAUCAUGCCAUGGGAAAAAGAGUAUACAGACACAUAAACCCAAUGCUGCACCCUCUGGAUUUAUCAGGCUCCACAUGGAGUUGUUUUUGUAUUUAACAACUAAGUAGUAUCCAAAUAUCAGUACAGUUUCAAUUUAAUUUAAUUGGUUGGGAAACAGACUGGCUGUUGCAGAUGGAAAAGCUUUAGAGAAUACAACUAAUUGUUCAUAUAUAUAUAAAAUAUUUAACAAAGGGAGGGUCUAUGCAUCCAAGUGGGAUAAAGAAGGAAGAUGCAUCCAAGUGGGAGAAAGAAGGAUAAUGCCAAGAGAGACCUGUCUAUUCUCACUAGAUGCAUUCAAUGCUAUAAAUAUAUGGGAAAAGGAAUAGUGGAAAGAGUAGAGAAGUCAGAGGGGGAAGAAAUCUCUAAAGUAAUGCAGCACAUUAAUAUUUAUAGCAGGUAAGUAUAAGCGAAAUUAAUCUGUGUUGCUAAGUAAACAUACCUUAGGAGAGAGAUGGGAAUGAAAGACAGAAAAAAAAAAAAAAAAAGAGGUAAGUGUUCUGACAGCUAAAAUGCCACUUGGGCAGGCAGGACCUGUCAAGUAGCUGAUCUAGUUUCAGAAGAGGUUACCUAACACAACAAGAAAUAUUUUCAGAGUAGCUGGCUUUUUCAUUCCCCCCUACUGAGGAUGGAAGCAACUGGGAUUUCAACUAUUCUCUUCCUCCAAACAUUUGCAAACCCGGCAUAACAGCAGUGUGAUAAUGCAUGAGGUUUUCUAAGGAUAAAUGCUAAGUUAGAACUAAGCAUACAGAACUGAAAGCAAAGCUAUUUUCAUUCUCAUCCUUGACUACAUGAGAAACAGCACACAGGGGGUAGGCAGCAGCUUAAGGGGUUAACAUGCAGGGGUUUAUAAUAGAGAAGUACAAAUAACAAACAAAACAACAGCCUGCCCCGAGUUUAAAGAGCAUGGAAAGGCAGAAGCCUUCAGAGGCACCUGCCCAACCCCGGGCAGCGAUGGGAACAUCUGUCCUGCUGCACAUCUCACUCAGGGAUUUGGAAUCUGGCCGUUCUCCUGGGCUUGACACAGCCUACUGAAGAUUACAUGCACUGUUCUAAAAAAAGGGGGAGAAAACCACCUUAGCUGCCCGCAAAGGCAGAGCUGGGCACCGGGGAUACCCAGAGGCUGCUGUCAGAUGAGAUCAGCUGAGCACGGCCGGAGACCCAACCACGUCAGGUCGCUUCCACACACGUUUCCCGCCUCUCCCACCGCAUACAAUGAACACAGAAUAAACCGGGCGGAUUUAUGGAGACAGCCCCGCGCCGCCCCAUCCUUCACAGAGGGGCUGGGUAUGACCGGGACCCUGCGAUACCAUGAGGGCCGGGAGGGAGCAGCCCUGCCCCAGCCCGGGCCUGCUGAGGGGCACCGGGACCCCCGCCCGUCCCCCCGGCUGUCAGCAGGCCACAGCCCAGGGGUGUGCGAGCCCCGUUCCCGGGCACCGCGGGCCCGCAUCGCCCCCGGCCCGGGCACCGGCGGUACCGGCGGUACCGGGGCUGAGGCGGAGGGGGCGUGGCGCAUGCGCAGCGCCACGCGCCGGACCCCAACGGCCGCCGAGCCCCGAGCUGCCCUCAGCGCCCGCCGGGACUCACCGAGGCGCAAGGGCUGGAGGUGGCGCUGGGGUUUCAGCCUGGUGUCACCGAAUUCAUGGGAAGGAGGUAAUUUGGAUCAAGAGUCUACAAAAUUCAUGAGAAGGAGGCUAUCCCAUGAAAUGGAGACUAAUAGAGGGCAGGGCACCUUGCAGCUGCUCCAAUGAAAAAUACCAUAGAUAAAGUCACAGUUCAGUUUUCCUGCAGUCAUGUGAUGCCAUGUUCUAAGUUCAGUACAGAAGAGCCUGUUGGGCUGUGCCAAAGCCAAAAGAACCUACAGCAAUUCUGGUCGUGGAAAGACAUAGCAACCUUUGGGAUUAUUGCUUAGCAACUGCAAACACACAGAGGAGUAAAACUCACAGCCCAGCUCCACAGCAGGUCUGAGAAAUCCCUAACUCAUAUCAAGAUUUUUAAUGGUUGAGAACAGAUGGGCAUAUAUUAAAUUCCUGUUGAUUUGCAAAGCCACUUUGAAUGCAGGAGGAAUAAGAUCUAUUUUGAUACCUGCUCCAAAGUGAUUGAGGUAUGGCUGCACAGCCAGAAGAAUCAGAUCCUGAACCUGGGCAUAAGGACAGGACUGCAACAGAGGUGGAAAGCAAUCAGGGGGGUGAUGAACUGCCAUGUCCUAGUAAUUACACUUCGUGGAAGGAGUGUUUUCAUGAACAGGUGCAACAAAGGUGUCUGAGUCUGCAAGAGACAAAGAUGAGGUUGGUUCAAGCACAAAAGGCAGAAGAAGCAAAGGUGAGGAGGAGAGAACCUGGGGACUGGCUGGCCAGAGAGUGGUACAAUGAGGAGAAGGAGACACUUGAUACUCGCAUCAAUUUGCUCGACAGCUUCCUCCCUACAUUAAUCCCAGGAGUAGAAAAUUUGUUAAUGGAAGUGGAAAGAAACCAUGUGCUUGUAUCAGACCAAGAACCAACCAGAUUUAACCCCAUUAAUUAUCUUGGAGAAUACCUGAUGAGGCAUAACCCUCAGUAUAAAGUUCCUACAAAACCAGGCCCAUACCUGAGAGAAAUGAAGGCAGUCUCGGAGGAGCUCAAAUCUUUGAGGCAAGGUGCAACAUCACGGAGGCUGAUCCAGAUGAGGGCUGAGGCAAAGAGCAAACGAGAGGAAAGGGAGGAGAUGGAAAGACAGAAGGCUGAGGAGAUAGCAAGGAGAAAGGAGGUGUUGGCAGCUCUAUUCAAGGAAUGGACUGUGGAUGGCAAUUACAGAAUCCCAGCAGCACUGGUUCAGAGUACCAUCAGGUUUUUUCCAGAUGUCACUGAUUCUAUUCCUGAAGAUAUGAGAAAAGCAACCCAUGACAGGAAGCUGAAAAUCUUACACACAUUGGAAAAAACAGUAAAGCUAGAUGAGUUCACAAAGCUUGUUGUUUCCUACAUUGAACAUGUUUCAAGUGACAAGUUCCAAGAAAUCAUGGAAUAUCUCCAUAAAUGUGCUGAGGACUUCCAAGAAGCAACAAAACAUGAUGCACAGAGGCAAAUUUUUACUGUCCUCUUCCAAACUUGUGAUUAUAGAAAGGUUGGUGUUUUGGAUAGACAAAAGAUACUGGCCCUGCUGAGAGACUUCUACGACAGAAGCUUCGUGAUUGAUGAGUGGGAAUUUUGGAACCCCAGAGAAUGGCCAAUAAUUGAGCUACAAGAUAUUCAUCUUAUGAAUUUCUGGGGAAGCCUUGGUGACAAGGAAGUUUAUGAGGAACUCAGUGAAAAUUUGGUCUUGUCUCAAACAGAAAUUUCUAAAGGAGAGAUUUUAGGACAUGAACUUAUAGAUGAUGAUAGGCAAGGGACUGACAGAAUGAGCACCAGUGUUACAGAGGGAAUUGUUGAAGCUACUGAUUUGGAUGGAGAUACCAUCCAGAGUGAGAAACCCAGCUCCCCUGAAGACACCAAAACUGAGAGGGAAGCUGAGCCUGAAACUGUAGACAGACAGGAUGAAGCUCUCCCAGGAUCAGCCUCUGCUGAGAGCAGUCUCGGUACAGAUGGAGAACCUGGAACAGGAAAAUCAGAGGAAUCCAUUCUGGGUAGAGAGCCUGAGAUAGAAACAAAACCAGAAGGAGAUCACACCUCAGCCACAGAACCUGGAUCAGGAAAAUCAGAGGAAUCCAUUCUGGGUAGAGAGCCUGAGAUGGAAACAAAACCAGAAGGAGAUCAUACCUCAGCCACAGAACCUGGAUCAGAAGGGCAAGUUGACCAAGAGGACAGUGGAGUUACAGAGACAGCACCUGAAGCUACAAGCACAGCCUCAGGAGACAGAGCCGUGACAGACACGGAUGUCACUGAUUCCCAACAGGACACUCCAGCUGCAGAGGCUGUGAAAGAAACCCCUGCAAGCAACCAGAGCCAGUCUGACCAAGAGAGAAGCUCAGAGACAAGAGUGCAGGGUGAGGACCUUCUGCCCAGCCAGGGUAAAGACUCAGGUCCCAGCAUGGCAGAGAUUCAGAAACGUCAGGAUUCUUGUACUAAGAGUUCCUUUGCUGCAAGCUGCCUCACCCUACCACAGUUUGUACAGCUCAUGGACAAUUUUGUUGGUGAAGAUAUUUCUCUGCCUAUUGUGAAGAGGCUUACUGCAUUUAUCAAACAAGAAUACAAACAGACAGAAGAGGAAAGAAAGAAACAACUAGAAAAAGUCCAACACAUGUCUCACAUGGCCCAAAGGAAACAGCUCUUGGAGACACUUUUUGAAAAGUGGGACAGCAGUGCAUGUGGGUCUCUAGAACUGGAAGAGGUGAUUGCUGUUCUGAGACCAUUCAAGGGAAUGGGAGAAGAGGCCUUGAUGAAGGCAAAGGAACAGCUUUGCUCCCAAUACCCUGAGCUCUGUAGAAUGGAGAAGCUAUCCCCAAAGGCAUUCCAGACUUUCCUUGAAUUAAUUGCUUCCAAGUUCCCUGGCAAUGAGGAUGAAACUAUUGAUAACUUGAUCAGAUUCCUGACCACAAGUGUGGAACGAAGUGUGGAACAAAGUCACACCAAGAGCUUGCAAAGCUCAGCCAGGUGGAAAUGGCUGCAGGAUAUCCAGCAAGCGGCUGAGAGGAGUGUAACAAGCAUGGAACCAGUGUACAAAGCAAUGAUUAAGGCCCUGUCCCAGGACAUGAAAGCCCAUGGGAAUCACGGGACAAUCAGUGCAUAUAUUGCCCUUUUGGAAGAGAACCAGCUCCCCGCAGAGCAGGGACAGAUUCUCCUGCGCUAUGUGGCCUGUACAGCAGACAAUGCUCCCCAUGUCCUCAACCAAGCACUGCACAGAGACAUGAAAGGUGUCAGCUUUGCAGCCAUUGACCAGGGAAAGCCAAUCUAUGUUCCAAGAGCUCAGCUCCAUGGAAACGUUCACUUCUGGAACUCUGCCCGCCUUGUGGAGGAGAAUACAGGUUCAUUCCUGGUGCUGCCCCUGUAUGAUGCUCAUUGGAGAGUUUUUGGCAUUCUAGGACUUGACACUCUUCAGGACAAGGAUGAGAAAUCUAUCUUCCAGAUACAUGAGAUCACUUUCUAUGAGGGAGUUUGCUAUGCAUUCAGCAAAGCCUACCACUACAUCUGCAUGCAGGAAAAUGUCCUACAAGUGGUUGUCACGGCUCUGGACUGGUUGUAUCCCAGGACACCCAGCAUCCAAGCUAUCACAACCUAUCUGGUGGCACCUGGCAAAGACAAGGACUGUGCUCUGUGUAAGGUGAUCACUACAGAUAACACAGGACAAAAGGAAAUCCACAGCCCUCCUGUUAUUCUCCUCAGAGAGGAAAACCUCCUCAGAGAUUACCUGUUCAAGUGCACAGAGAGUUCAGAGGUCACUCUCACUUCUGUCUAUGGAGAAUAUCACAUUGCAGUACCUCUCCAUGACCUAUCAAGACAAACUCUCGGCAUAUUUGAUAUCAGCAUCGGACAGCAGAAGAAAUUACCACUUGAGGAACAGAAAGACCUGCAGAAAAUGCUAAAGAUGGCUCAAGCUGCCUGCUCAGAGAUCCUGCAGAGGUCUUUAGAGGAAACAGAACCAACACAAGUGCUGGAGGCAGAACGUGUGGCAAAUGUGAGGCACGCAGGGAUUUUAUUCCAUCGGUUCAUGCUGCAGGAGCUGCGUGAGUGUGUCCAGAAAUUCAAUGCUCAGAGCUUUGCUGGAAUAAAGAGCUGUGCAGAACCCCCAGCUCUGGUACACGAUGUAGUUAAGGCUGUGCUGCUGCUUUUGCAUCCACACUGGAAGGACUCAGAGGAGAUUGAGAGCUGGAGUCAGUGUAAACUGAAACUUAAUGACAAUUUGAUUAAGGAGAUUUAUUGCUUUGAUCCAACUGCUUCAUCUGUGCAAGUUCAAGUAGAGCUGCUGCUGGACCUCAUAACUGAUAUCCCUCCAGCAGCAGUGUGGCAGGAGGACUCUGCUCCAGCUGAAUACCUGUACCAGUGGCUUCGCACCUGCCUGGCGCUCGCAGAGAUCACAAAGAGCCAACACACUGAAACAGAACAUCCUUAGCCCCUUUUAGCAUCCAGUUCUAGUGUGCCUCCAAUUAAAUCUCUUAAUUUCUCAUCUAACCCUUGUGAUUCUGGUGUUCACAUCUUUUAUUAAAUUAACUGUUGAUGCUCUAUUUUAUGCAUAGGCACUAGUAUUUGUUGUUAAAAUGGCUUAAAUCUGUUAGGGAUUAUUGGUUAAGAUGAUAGGGAGUCUGUUAAGGAUUAUCAAGAAAAAGCAAUAGAAACAUUAAAGGGAAGAAUUUUGUCAGUUUAAAGGUUUAAUCAAAGUAUUACAUGUUCUUACUGAUGGGAAAAUGGGAGGCAGGGACAUCUUUAUGGCUCUCAAGUUACAGUGGUCAUAAAUCACACAGCAUUAAUUUUCAAGGUUCAGGCUCCUUAAAGGACCUUUUAGGAAUAAUUUUAAAUAAAGGUUGUUAAUCAGCAUUUUGUAAUGUUCUUCUGAACACAUUGCAGAAAAGCCCAACACUAUUAGUAUAACACAAAAAGCUUUCUUAUUGGGAUAAAGCUUGAGAUUACAGCAACUGCUCUGUUUGCAGUGAGAUUUCAUCUUUCCAAUAGCAUCCCUUUUGGCAGAAUCACUUCUAAAAUAACAUUUUGGGAAAUUAAACUCCUCUUUCAGUCUUUAGCGGGAAACAAGUGUCAUAAAUAUCAAUUAUCACAUAAGUGACAGGUCGGUGAUGGCUGGGGGUAAACCACCGUGGCUCCUCAGCCCCGCAGCGGCGGCCCCGGGAGCGUCUCGGGGGCUUUUUCCCCUCAGAGCUUCUCCCUCCUCAAGAACCUUUCCCGUCACUGCCCUGAGGCGCCCUCGGCUCCCCCGCUGCUCCCCUCACGGAGCGCCCGCCAUCGCCCUUCCCUCAUCAGCACUUUCGCCCCUCGACAACGAGCUGUUAAAAAAAUCCCCCGCCGCCUCCAGCCCCCUCCGCCCGCUCUCCGCUUCCCUCCUGGAGCGGAACCGCGGCUCGGUGCCUUGAGGGUCUCCGGGGCGGGCGGGGAAAGUGCGUGGGGAGGACUCGGCCGUGAGGAAUCUGCGGCCGCG
This is a messenger RNA of Oenanthe melanoleuca, 7782 nucleotides long. RefSeq names its product EF-hand calcium binding domain 5 (gene EFCAB5). NCBI's taxonomy places the organism in Eukaryota, Metazoa, Chordata, Aves, Passeriformes, Muscicapidae. The coding region runs from base 2833 to 6747 and encodes 1304 amino acids. The record is from RefSeq and is a predicted model, not a curated record. The transcript has 22 exons.